Argiope bruennichi is the source of this 1293-nucleotide messenger RNA. It is a transcript of the gene Sfxn1-3, whose product is annotated as sideroflexin-1-like. The record is from RefSeq and is a predicted model, not a curated record. Gene Ontology annotation, biological process: monoatomic ion transport; serine import into mitochondrion. Gene Ontology annotation, cellular component: mitochondrial inner membrane. Gene Ontology annotation, molecular function: monoatomic ion transmembrane transporter activity. Lineage: Eukaryota; Metazoa; Arthropoda; Arachnida; Araneae; Araneidae. The transcript has 11 exons. The coding region runs from base 137 to 1087 and encodes 316 amino acids.
ACAAUAUUGAUAUUGGCAACACGAUAACUGUACCGAGCGAAAAGCAAAAUAAAAAUGCGUAAAGUCUCAGACAGGUGUUGUUGAUUGGGGAAGUUUUGUGUUGUAUAUUAAUUUGUUCAGCAUAUCCAGAUUCAUCAUGUCUCAGAUCAAUAUCAAUGAGCCUAGAUGGGACCAAAACACUUAUUGGGGUCGAGCAAAACAUUUCUUCACAACUACCAAUCCUUUGAAUUUAUUUUGUAGUAGUUCUGAACUAGAAAAAGCAAAGGACAUUGUAACACAAUGCAGGAAAGGAGAGAAGGUAAACCUUAGUGAAGAUGAGAUCUGGCGUGCUAAGCAUUUGUAUGAUUCGGCUUUUCAUCCAGACACUGGGGAGAAAAUGAUAUUGAUUGGACGCAUGUCUGCUCAAGUUCCCAUGAAUAUGACUAUAACUGGUUGUAUGCUAGCAUUUUAUAAGACAACACCUCAAGUUGUCUUUUGGCAGUGGAUAAACCAGUCUUUUAAUGCUGUAGUGAAUUAUACAAAUCGCAGUGGAGAUUCACCUAUACCAGUCAAGCAGUUAGGAGUAUCGUAUGUUCUUGCAACUUCUGGCGCUCUAGUUACUGCACUUGGCCUGAAUAGUUUGGUGAAGACUGCUCCACCUCUGGUAGGUCGUUUUGUCCCAUUCUGUGCUGUAGCUGCUGCAAACUGUGUCAACAUUCCAAUGAUGCGACUUAAAGAAAUACGUGAAGGCAUUCCUGUUGUUGACAAAAAUGGAAAUAGAGUGGGGAAUUCUAAAACUGCUGCCAAAUGGGCCAUUACUCAAGUUGUUCUUUCUAGAAUUGGCAUGGCUAUGCCUGGAAUGUUGAUUCCACCAUUUAUUAUGAAUCAUUUGGAUAAAAAAGGAGUCUUAAAGAAAUAUCCUUGGGUGAAUGCCCCUCUUCAAGUCGGGCUUUGUGGUUUAUUUUUGGUGUUUGCCACUCCAUUGUGUUGUGCUUUAUUUCCUCAACAAAGCUCUAUUUCAAUUGAUGCAUUGGAACCUGAAAUUCGUGAUGCUGCAUCUCAAUUGAAGAUCGAAGAUAAAUGUUUAUUCUAUAAUAAGGGCCUCUAAUGUGAUAGUCAUAUUUUAGUAUUAUUUUCCAAAGGAUUUUUAAGUACAGAUAGAUAAAUGUGUUUGAAAAAUGGUAUGUUAGAAAAGUAUUAAAUUGUCUUUUUUUUAUUUUAGAUCUAUUGUGAUUCAGAAACUGAUAGAUGUAUAUAUUUUUAAAAGGUUUAUUUUAUUUCAAUAAAAAUUGCAAAAAUAUUUUUUUAAAGUUA